Malus domestica (apple) is the source of this 1110-nucleotide messenger RNA. Its product is annotated as rhodanese-like domain-containing protein 9, chloroplastic. The record is from RefSeq and is a predicted model, not a curated record. Lineage: Eukaryota; Viridiplantae; Streptophyta; Magnoliopsida; Rosales; Rosaceae. Gene Ontology annotation, cellular component: chloroplast.
GGUAGAAACCCAUUUGCCGCAUCCAAAUUUCUUGGGCCAUCAUUGGCGGUUGAUUGCGUCCAUAAGUAACGGAGGAGAGAACUCAGAAGUUUGAGGAUUGGAGAAACUCCUUCGAUGGCAGGGAUUGGCUGUUGCUGUACAACUCUGUCGUCCACAAGCAAUCUCCACACAUCUUGGUUGAAAUUUGAGACUCGUACUCAUGGUGAAGGAACCAUCUUAGGGCAACCAACCCGUCCUCGUCGGAAUUUCUCAAUCAGAGCAGAAGUGAAUUUUGUAAGUGCAGAAGAAGCAAAAGAACUUAUUGCAGUCGAGGGAUAUACUGUCAUUGAUGUCCGGGACAAAUCUCAGUACGAACGAGCUCAUAUCAAAUCUUGCCAUCAUGUGCCUCUCUUCAUUGAAAACCAAGACAAUGAUUUUGGAACAAUCAUAAAGAGGACUCUCCACAACAAUUUUUCUGGUCUUUUCUAUGGGUUGCCUUUUACCAAACCGAACCCUGAAUUUGUAGAGUCAGUAAAAAACCGGUUCUCACCUGAAAGUAAACUGUUACUGGUGUGUCAGGAAGGAUUGAGGUCUACUGCUGCUGCUGAUAAGUUGGAGCAAGCGGGUUUCGAAAACAUAGCGUGUAUAACUUCGGGUCUUCAAAGCAUAAAACAAGGAGCAUUUGAUUCCGUUGGUUCGACGGAGUUGCAAAAUGCCGGCAAAGCCGGAUUAGUCACUAUUCAGGGAAAGAUCUCGGCUGUACUUGGAACUGUGCUAAUCUGUGCAUAUUUGUUCAUCACCUUCUUCCCCGAUCAAGCAGAGAAGCUACUCGCAAUUUUCACGACCACCUAGCCCGAAAACGAUGCUGACAUUUACAAGAAAGUUUGGCAGAUCUCUCCAACCCCAAGUGAUUCGAGUAAGGAGAGAUUUCUAGGCAUCUGCAACAUCAUAACAUAUCAAGGAAAAGAGGAAGAAAAGCCAGCUUGUAUGAAAUGGAUGUAUAAACUGUACAUUUGUCUCUGUAAAUUGUACUACCCCAACAUUGUAGCGCGUUUUUGCAACAGCAAACCUUGGCUUAAAAAUUCAUUUCAAAGGGAACUUCAAUGGAAAUCCACCGGAGAAAACGAUUCA